This is a messenger RNA of Acomys russatus (golden spiny mouse), 1682 nucleotides long. Its product is annotated as mas-related G-protein coupled receptor member X2-like. Gene Ontology annotation, biological process: G protein-coupled receptor signaling pathway. The record is from RefSeq and is a predicted model, not a curated record. Gene Ontology annotation, cellular component: membrane. Lineage: Eukaryota; Metazoa; Chordata; Mammalia; Rodentia; Muridae. Gene Ontology annotation, molecular function: G protein-coupled receptor activity. Bases 1 to 1056 code for a protein of 351 amino acids. The transcript is spliced from 2 exons.
AUGGAGGAAAGGUACACUAGCAGAGCAUUCCUAACAGUGGAUGCAAAUGUCUCAGACUUCGAGAGUAACAUCACAGCAGUGAAUGGAAGUAACCACCAUGAAAUUUCAUUUUGUAACAUCAUAUUCUGUACCAUGAUUUUGCUUUCCCUCAUCUUUGCACUAGCUGGACUGGUUGGAAAUGGCAUAGUGCUAUGGAUCAUGUUCUUCCAUGUCCGCAAAAAUGUCUUCUGUGUCUACAUUCUCAACCUGGCUGGUGCUGACUUUCUCUUCAUGUGUUUUCAAAUUGUACAUUGCUCUCAUAUUGUCUUGGAUAUCUUCUACCCCAGCCUCAUCAGUUUUCCUUUGUUUUCUUUUGUUCUGAUACACUUUGCUUAUCUUUGUGGUCUGAGCAUUCUCAGUGUCAUUAGCAUUGAACGCUGCCUGUCUGUCAUGUGGCCCAUCUGGUAUAGAUGCCAACGCCCAAAGCACACAUCUGCUGUCAUAUGUACCUUGCUUUGGGUCUUGUCUCUGCUGUUGAGCAUCCUGGAAGGAAAGGAAUGUGGCUACAUAUUUGAUAGUCUUGGUCCUGGUUGGUGUCAGACAUUUGAUUUCAUCACAACUGCAUGGUUAAUUGCUUUAUUUGUGGUUCUCUUAGGGUCCAGUCUGGCUUUAGUAGUUACUAUCUUUUGGGGCUCACACAGGAUCCAUGUGACUGGGCUGUAUAUGACCAUUGUGUCCACAGUGCUGGCCUUCCUACUCUUUGGUCUGCCCUAUGGGAUCUACUGGUUCCUCUUAGAAUGGUUUGAAAAUUUUCAGAAUGUUGUGCCUUGUGAUUUUUAUCCAGUGACAUUAUUUCUGUCCUGUGUUAACAGCUGUGCCAACCCCAUCAUUUACUUCCUCGUUGGGUCCAUUAGGCACCGCAGGUUCCAGCGCAGAACUCUCAAGCUGCUUCUGCAGAGGGCCAUGCAGGACACUCCUGAGGAGGAAGAAAGUGGAACGACGGGUCCUUCAGGAAGAUCUAGAGAAGUGAAAACAGUCUGGCAGGGACCAAGAGCUGCUUUGAUCAGGCAGGAAUAGCUUUGAGAAAUAUCUUUGACCUUAUCAUUUUGUGGAAUAUUUAUAACAUUGUUUAGUUGAUGACCCAGUGUUAAUAUUAUUGGGAAAAUAGUCAUUCUUGCAAAAGUUGAUUGACUCUGGACUUGUUACAAAGAUACUGACUACAGCAUGUCUGGAGCUGCCCUACACAUGGAUUCUCUAUCUGGUUUUGAUGGACUCUUGUAAGCUCCCUGGUGUCCAGGAGGCUUGUUGACCACUAUCAACAAAUAUCUCCUUCAGCAAAAGGCUCAAGAAAGUGCAGGAAAGAGAUGCAUUUCUUUUGUCACUUGAUAGUGGUUAAAUCCAUUGCAAAAAAAAAAAUCUGUUUUUAAAACAAUAUUUUUCUCAGUAAUUGAAGGAGUAAAUAUAUGCAUCUUACUAUGUCAGGUUUUAUUACUUUCUGCAUGUUUUAAAGAAUUUAUGGAGCACUGCUAUUUCUUAUAUAAAUUGCUCUGUAAACAAAUAAACAUUCUCAAGAGAAGUCUGUAAAAUCUCUGUUCACCUGGUGCAGUUCUCACCUUCAAGCUCAUUGUGUCUUCCAUUUUCACAUUGGAAUAGUGCAGUCAGCUUGUGUAAUGAGAACCAUCAACAUUCACGAGCACCUACCU